UGGCCCCCCGCCAAGUCCCUCCCCCCGCCCCCCACGGCUACCCCCUGUGGCGGACUCUCAGCCACGAUGGCCUCCGUGGUGGUGAAGACCAUCUGGCAGAGCAAGGAGAUCCACGAGGCGGGAGACCCCCCGGCCGGAGCCGAGACCCAGGCCCAGCUCGGCAAGGAGUCCCCCGGGGGGGCCGCUGGAGCCGGGAAGGGGAUCCAGAAGAAGAAGAAGGCCGUGUCCUUCCAUGGGGUGGAACCCCGGAUGUCCCAUGAGCCCAUGCAAUGGUGUCUGAACCUGAAGCGCUCAUCCGCCUGCACCAACGUCUCCCUGCUCAACCUGGCCUCCAUGGACCUGCCCCCCGACCCCACCGACUCCUUCCUCGACAGCGGGGCCCCGGCCUGGGGGCCCCACGACCCCGAUAUCAACGACCUGCUGAACGGGGUGAACAGCGGCCUAGUCCGAGCCAAGGACUCCAUCACCAGCCUCAAGGAGAAGACCACUCGGGUCAACCACCACAUCCAGUGUCUGCAGAGCGAGUGUUCCCUUCUCAGCGAGAACCUGGAGCGGAGGCGACAGGAGGCCGAAGAGCUGGAGGGCUACUGCUGCAAGCUCAAGGAGAACUGUCAGAUGGUGACCCAGACCGUGGAGGAUGCAGAGAUGAAGACCAACGUCCUAAAGCAGAACUCAACCCUGCUGGUGGAGAAGCUUCGGUUCCUAAAGCAGCAGAUCCAGGACGAGGCCCCAACGCAGCCGGAGGCCCAGCCGGAGGCCCAGCCGGAAGACCAGCCGGAGGGGCUGGGGACGACGCCGACGUCCCUCUCCUUCGACCCCGCUCCGGCCCCGGCCUCGACCCAGACCCCCGCCAGCCCCCAGGAACCACCCCAGAGCGGGGAGGGUCCCGGCGGCGAACAACAGCAGCUGCAGAAGAUCUCGGCUGAGCUGGAAGAAUUGAGGCGUGAGGUGUCGGCCUUGGCCCGCCGGUGUCCGGCGGAGGAAGGGCCAGGGCAGGAGGCAGUGCGGCGGCUGGACGGGCUCGACGGCAAGCUGGAUGGCUUCCUGGCCCAGUGGGAGAGGGCCCAGAGGGAGCAGAACCAGGCGGCCCGAAGCCUGCAGGAACUCCGGACCCGCGCCGAGGAGCUCUGCACCAUGGUGGAGCGCUCCGUCCUGUCCCUGUCGUCCUUGCGCUCAGAGCUGGAGGGUCUGGGCCACGUGAAGCCGGUCCUGGAGGAGCUGGGCCGGCAGCUGGCCAUCCACCGAGGGCCUCCCGAGCCCCCCGAGAGACCCCCGCACAUCUCCUGCACCCGCUGUGGGAGCCAGGGGCAGCAGCUGGGCCCCGAGUCGCUGCAGGCCAUGCUGGAGCGGGCCCUGGCCCCGUUGCUCGACGAGGUCCGCCAGAAGGGCCUCCCGCCCGCCUGCCCCAGCUGCCAGCGCCUGCACAAAAAGAUCCUGGAGCUGGAGCGGCAGGCCCUGGCUAAGCACGUGCGGGCGGAGGCCCUCAGCUCCACGCUGCGCCUGGCCCAGGACGAGGCGCUCCGGGCCAAGAACCUGCUGCUCACCGACAAGAUGAAGCCUGAGGAGAAGAUUGCGGCACUGGACUACCUCCAUCUGAAGAUGUGUUCGCUCCAUGAGCAGUUGAGCAGCCUCCCCCUGGAGGGACUGACCGGAGGCCAGGGGGGCGGCAGUAGCGGGGGGCCCCCACUCAAGCGCGGGGGCUCAAAUACUGAUCAAUAAACGGGCUGCCCCCAGUCCAGCCGGCUGCC
This is a messenger RNA of Tachyglossus aculeatus (Australian echidna), 1748 nucleotides long. RefSeq names its product testis specific serine kinase substrate (gene TSKS). The coding region runs from base 67 to 1719 and encodes 550 amino acids. The record is from RefSeq and is a predicted model, not a curated record. Gene Ontology annotation, cellular component: centriole. The transcript is spliced from 11 exons. Gene Ontology annotation, molecular function: protein kinase binding. NCBI's taxonomy places the organism in Eukaryota, Metazoa, Chordata, Mammalia, Monotremata, Tachyglossidae.